CGCCGGUAGGGGGCUGUUGAAGCCGCCAAGUCCAGUCACACGGCGACACGGCUUAGUCAGCGCUCGGUCGGACCGGUGUGCUCUGGGCGCGCCGGUGGUGUGGCCGGCUGGGCGGCGCUUGGCUGUGACCAGCUCGCUCGCUCGCCUUGCCCUGGCCACCGCACUUUCGCAGUAACCCAGAUAUGUGCGCCGCCGUUGAUACCGCGGAGAAGCCCAAGGACGCGGAUGACACCGCCGGCAAUACCGGCGACGGGGCCAUGGUCACUAUCUGGUCAGAAGCGGCGCUGCUCUUCGACGACAGUGGUCAGCGGCAUGAGUUCGCGCCUCGCCCGGCGUCCAGGUCCAUGCCUGGACUGCGGGAACAGAGGAAAACCCGCCAGUACUGCGACGUCGCGUUCCAAGCGCCCGACGGUUCGGAGACCUGGGCACAUGGGUUCGUCAUGGCUGCCAAGUAUUCUGGCUGCUACGAGCUCUUCGUUCUUGCCAAGGAAGGCAUGAGCCCCGAACAGGAGUGGCCCUUGCCCAUCAGGGUGGGGGUGCAAGACCUGGAAAGCGAAAUGAUCGAGCUGCUUGUCGACUUCGCCUACCACAUUCCUCUGCACGAGCGCGUCGGCCUUCACAAUGUCGGCAAGGUGCUCGAGCUCGCCGAGAAGCUCAAGGUAAUCCGGUUACGGGAUCAUUGCCUCGGCGUCCUCAGGCGGAACCUUCAACCGGAAAACUGCAUCGAAAUUUAUCAUAUCACCUCGAGCCGCGGGCACCCGGACAUCGCUGGAGAAGCUUUCCGCUAUCUGAUUCGGAACUUCCGCGAGGUCUGGAAGAACAGCACCCAGUUCGGGGACCUAACACCAGAGGAGCUCCGUACCAUCCUGGAAGACGACAGACUGUGCGCUUCCAGCGAGGUAGAAGACACGUUCAGCGCCAUCCUCGAGUGGAUCUCCGCCGACGUGACCGAGAGAAAAGCCUACCUCCCCAAGUUGCUGCCGCUCGUGCGCUUUCCACAGUGUUCCGUCAUGGAGUUCGAGAAAGUCAUGACCCACCCACAAGUCCAGGGUGACGGAGACUGCCAGAAAGUGCUGAACGUGAUCUACCAGACGCUCACCCAGCGGCACAUGACGGUUGGCGCAGUAGGCGGUAUUGACCUGUCCCCAAAGAUGUGGACGCCCCGAGUGCCCAAGGACAUCCUGUUCGUUUUCGGCGGCUGGACACAGGGGGCUGUCAACCACAUGUACACAUACAACUGCCGCGCCAACAAGUGGCGAGCGAUGGGCAACCAGUACACCGCGCCCAGGGCGUACCACGGCGUCGCAGUGGUCGACCAGUGUAUCUACUUCGUCGGCGGCUUCAACGGCCGCGAGUGCUACCACUCGGUCAUCUGCUUCGACGUGUCUCUGGCCAGAUGGAGCUCCAAGUCGAACAUGUCGUGCGCACGCUGCUACGUCAGCGUCGCCGUUCUCCAGGGCUACAUCUACGCCAUGGGCGGCUUCGACGGUCGCACGCGCUUCAAGACGGUGGAGCGGUACGACAUCAAGAAGAAUCAGUGGUUCCCGGUGGCCGACAUGAACGACACCCGCAGCGACGCCGCCGCCGCCGUGGCACGCGGACGAAUCUACAUGGUGGGCGGCUUCACGGGUAUGGUGACAUUGGACACCGUGGAAUGUUACGACCCGUCAACCAAUGUCUGGACCCGGGUGCUCACCAUGGGCUCACCACGCAGUGGCCUCAAGGCAGUCACCCACAAGGACAUGAUAUACGUCAUGGGGGGAAGCAGCGGCUUUGUGCGACUUUCCUCCGUGGUGGCGUUGGACGUGAAACGAGCUCGCUUCACGGAGCUUCCGUCCAUGCCAGUGGCGAAGAGCAACUUCGCUGCAGUGGCUCUCGAAGGCCGCAUCUACACUAUCGGGGGAUUCAAUGGAGUGACGACCGUGUCGCGGGUGGACCGGUACGACAUCGAAAACAGCAAGUGGUAUCCGGCUCCCGAGCUCAGCUCGAACUGCAGUGCAGCCUCAGCUUGCGUCGUUUACGAUGUUGGCAACGUUGCGCCAUGGUUAUGAGCCAGCAGCGUUGCGCUCACCUGCGGAACGAAACUCCAGCGACCAGCUUCCCAUGCCGAUUCAAAUUAAAAACGUUUUCGUUGGA
Messenger RNA from Dermacentor andersoni, 2136 nucleotides. Its product is annotated as kelch-like protein 10. Gene Ontology annotation, molecular function: protein binding. The record is from RefSeq and is a predicted model, not a curated record. Lineage: Eukaryota; Metazoa; Arthropoda; Arachnida; Ixodida; Ixodidae.